Molecule: messenger RNA, 360 nt
Organism: Brugia malayi
Lineage: Eukaryota; Metazoa; Nematoda; Chromadorea; Rhabditida; Onchocercidae
Exons: 4
Coding region: 1-360 (119 amino acids)
Source: RefSeq, a predicted model, not a curated record
AUGUUGGAAUUGAAUGAUACAGGAUUGGAGCCAAAAUUAAGUGAUUUCCCAACAAUAAUAACAUCCAAAUCUCGAAGUAGUGCUGGACAAGAUGAUGAUAAUUAUAAUUCGGAGAUAACAUUAGCGCAGAAACAUAUCGGAUGGGACGAGAUCGAAAUGAUGCGUCAUGGCUUAAUUAAUUGUGAUUGUGAACGAGUAAUACAGCCAAAAAGUCCCGAUCUACCAGUGAAAAUCAAUAUUGGCAAUACAAGUAGCAGUAAAAUGACCAUCUCAAAACAAACAGAUCAUAAUUCUGCCACAACUGAAUCAACCCGAAACAUCUAUUCCGACUAUUAUGAAGACUUUCAUAAGACAAUUUAA